GUAAGAAAGAUUUUAUUUUUAUCGACUAUUGACUAGAUAGUUUCAAUUUCAGCCACUGCAAACGCGCGCAUCAGUAAGUUAUGGAAGAGUUUCAGCAAUCGACGGCAGUAGACUUUUGUCAGUAGACGCGAUAGGUGUGUGAUUUAUGAGUGCAGAUGAGUCAGGUGUAAAGAGACAAAGUGAAAAUGGCGUAAGAGUUGCGCCAAUCUGCAAUAUUAUGUAUCUUUUUUUAUUAAAAUGUCACCCUGAACGGUGGGAACCGGUUUCAUGGCCGGUGCAGAGUAAAAAUAGUCAAUAAUUUAUUCGUAAACCUCUAGACUCCGCGAUGAGGUUUUUACAGACGAAUUGUGUGACAAGGAGUGUGUGAAAUGGUAGUGUUAGUGCUUUGGAGCAUUGUUUGACAUCAAUUGUUCACAAUCACGAAUAGUUUAAAACCAUUUAGACGAUUGCCUUAAUGUGUUAUAUCAUUUGCUAAAAGAAUAUCUUGAAUAUUAGUCCGAAAAGAAAUUAAUGAAUGCAAGACAUCAGCGAUGUCAUUAUUAAAGUGUCGAAAAUACGUCCUCGUGACAGCUUGACGACCUUCUCGACAGCGCAAGAUGGCACCACCGGCAUUUUGACAUUUCUACACAUUGAGAGCUAUCAGCUGGACUUCAUAAACAUCCCUUUUUUUUCGUAUUAUGAACAGGGAAUUUUUUGUACCUUGCACACCAUACGCAUAUCCGGUAAGUCAAGGCAUUCAUGGCAGUUUUAAGCAAAGCGGCAGUGGAUCUACCGAAGGUGUGGUGGUGAAUAGUGAACCUGGUGGCAUGGACUGCAUGCCUCUUCGACCAGGACCAUUUCACUACUUAAGUGAACAGGCUAAGUCUUUGGUCGCCCUCAAAGAGCUGCAGAAUGAGGUCGGUGCUCUUCUCGAAUUCCGGGACCUCGUCAUCGAGACGUUCCCAAACCUCAGGCACAAGAUGGCUGCUUCGGCUACGGCCUCGGUUGCGGCUUCCGUGAUGUCGUCGACGCAGAAUUCACAUACGCCAUUAGCAUUAUCAAGUCCGUCAUCACGAAGAAUAAGUGAAUGGGAGCCAGGUAAAGUUAGAAGACGAAUUGCACCACGAGAAGCUGAGACUUCAGCAACAUCGUUACCAAGAAGUAGAAGUAACUCGCAUAGCGGAGGCAGUAAAAACAGUGCAACUGUCCAAGACUCAGGAUUUAGUACCGAGACUUCGUCGAAAGACAGUGCAUCAACGGCAAUCCCUAGACCAGCUAGUCCAAAACCUAUGUUAGAUGAAGCUGAAGAUGAACUGUGGAAUCUGUUAGAUGUAAUUCAUAGAAAAGGAAUAAGACUUCGAGAGGAAGUUGAGUCACUUCAAGGCAAAUUGGAGAGUGUAGUUUGUAAUGAUUUUGUUGCUGAAGACGUGCUUGAGGCUGUGAAAAAAGUGACUGGUCAUGAAGAGUCAUCAAAUAGAAAUGACAAAGAGGAAGAAGAAGUAACGAUACUCAAAAAAGAAAAAGAGCAACUUCUUGAUAAAGUCGCAGAAUUGGAGGCUGAAACGAUAUCAAGUAGAUUGCGAGCACAAGAGUUACAGUCUGAACUAGCAGCACUGUCUGCUAUUAAGAGUGGUUUAGAAGAUCGAUUGAGAGCUGGACUGAAUGGAGAACAGGAAAUAUUAACUCCUUCAGCACAAAAAAAAUCCAUUGCUUUAGUACCAACGUCACCUCCAGAAUCACCGAAGAAAGGAGUUAACAUUAGAAGUAAAUCUUCAGCCUUUGCUUCAGUUGCUGCAGGCAAGGCACAUAAAAAUCGGUUUAGAACGAGGACGAUAGAAAAAAACGUUUUAGCUAAUGGAGCUGUGCAAUCUACUAAAGAGUUUGAUCCUGAUGUUGCUGUUCAACAAAGAAGAGUAAGAUUAGGAGCUUUAGACUCGGUUCUCAUUUCACCUACUAGAGUAGCUCAUGUAAAAAAUGUUGACUCUGAGAAAAUUGCUGCAAUUCUUCGGGAACAUUCUCCAUUAGAACUGCAGAGACAUCUCAUUACUACAACCGUCCAUAAUCAGUGCCUGCAAAAAAGGUUAGAUGAAGUCCAAAAAAGUACGGAAACCUUAUCCGAAAAAUUGUAUAAGGCUAGGGAAGAAAAUGAUGAUUUAAGGUUUCAGUUAGAAGAACGGAACAUUGAGUUGGCAGGUACACGAGCACAAGUUCGUGUAUUAGAGAGACUGAAAGAACGACCACCUACAAAGUCCGAUGUCGAUCUAGAGUCUGAAAUAGAACCUCGAUGUGAACCCUGCUGUUUAGAGCCAGGAAGUAGCACAGAGUCCGCUCGAGAUCAUCAUCAAACACUUGAAGUCAAACCGUCACCACGGAAACGGCCUCCUAGUCGAAUACCCCUGCCAGAUUCUACCAAAUCAACAGCACCCAAACCUCCGAUGUGUAAUGGCAAGAGCGACAGUCGCGAGUCUCUCAAGACUUCACUCAAGUCUCUGACAAAACCUCCAAGGGAUUCUAGUCGUGAGAGCAACACUGGCAAUAACUCCAAGACGUCGCUUUCCAAGACGAGGGACUCAAGUCGGGAAUCGUUAAAUAAAAGUCUACCUAAGAAUGGAAAGGAAUCAAGCAGAGAAUCCUUAUCAAAGUCCUCAUUACCACGCAAUAGUUCCAGUCGAGAUUCCUUAAAUAAAUCCUCGCUGUCCCGUGCUCGAGACUCUUUAGAAUCGAGCAAUAAUCAUCAUAAUCAUCUCCAGAAUAACACCCCGGGUACUCCUCCUCGACGGCCACUCGCUCCUGCUCGUCGUUCCCACAGCCUGGCUCGAGCUUCCGUCGAUACAGAUACGACUGGCAAGGUAGGACCAGCUAAGUUCGUCUUUUGGAGCAAGUGGAUGAAGUAACUCUCCAUUAAAUCGAGGCAACAAACUUCAAUAGCUCUUACUGAUCCUCCGACCUCUUGGUGUUCUUCUCAUAGUGGCUUUCAAGCUAGUGAAUCAUCUCUGUGUCCAGAUUCAUUGAAUCCAGAAAGUACAUCGAUAACUGGAUCAACGAAAGUGGAAUUCAUGAUCGGUUCACCGACCAGAAGAUUUCGACCAAAUGUUGCUUGGCAACAUCAGUAUUUCGAUAGCAUAGAUUCGGCUGCAAUGGCUGCUGAGAGUCUUUCAACUGAUGAAUUCCCUCUAAGACGUGGUGAAGCGCUUGCUGAAGACUUGGUGGUGUUUAUGCACUUACUGAAGGCCGCAGUUGGCAGCGGCAUACUUUUUCUUCCACAUGCAUUCAGACUGGCUGGCUAUGUAACGGCCUUAACAUGUAGCUUGGUGAUUGGAAUGAUAAGCUCCUAUACAGCUAUUCUUAUCGUGCAGUGCUCCCAGAUCCUUUGUAAACGUUUAAAAAAACCUUCAUUGGAUCUCGCUGAAACAAUCUCUUCGUCAUUUAUGUUUGGACCUCAAAGAUUUCGAAAGUAUGCUGUUCACAUGAAUAUCCUUACAAAUGUUCUUGUAUGCUUUAUUCAAUAUGAGACGGUUAUAAUAUACUCAAUAUACAUUGGUACGUCCGUUGAACAGAUAAUAGAAAAUUUAUUCAACGCAUCACUGAACAUUAGAAUCUACAUCCUUAUGUUUUUGCCAAUUUACUUGGCAUUAGGAUUAAUACCAAACUUCAAACAUCUCUUGCCAUUUUCCAUUUUGGGCUCGAUCUUCUUAGGACUAGGCUUGAGCAUCACUCUCUACUACUUUUUUAGUGACUUUCCCUCACCCGGAAGACUUGAGACAUAUACGGGAAUUCCCUACAUUCCUAUUUACUGCAGCAUCUUACUCUUUGCAGUACACAAUAUGACACUGAUAAUGCCCCUAGAGAAUUCAAUGAAAAAUCCUCAAAACAUGCCAAGAGUUCUCAUUUCAAGCAUGACUCUCAACACAUGCAUUUACAUGGCCUUUGGUUUUUUAGGAUACAAUAAAUAUCUUAAUGCUUGUGAUACAGUGAUAAAGAAUUUAUCAAUUGAUGACGUUGCAGCCAAAUUCGUAAAAAUUGUUGUCACAUUGUCAGUAAUGUGUACAUAUGGCCUUCAUUAUUACAUACCAGUAUGUAUUCUAUGGCCAAUAAUCAAUCAAGCAAGUGAGAGAGCAAAAAGCCAUCCUCGUCUGUAUGAGAUUCUAUUUAGAUUAGGUGGCGUAACAGUUACAACACUUUUUGCAGCUGCUAUUCCACAAAUGACACCACUUCUUGGUUUCUUAACAGCUUUAAGCAUGACCACCACUAUGUUACUAUUACCUAUCAUUGUAGAGCUCAUGACUAAAUGGCACGAUCAAGAACAUCCCUUUUUUUUCUAUUUACGUUGUGUCAAAGCUUCAUUAAUCACCUUAGUUUGGUUCAUAAUAUUUGUGUUCGGAUCGUCAGAAAAUCUGCGCAAAAUAAUCAUGGCACUUCAGAAUGGAGAUAGUAAUAAUACAUGUUGACGUAUGUCAAAAGUGUGAUUUCGAAAUUUUCCCAAAAAGGACUGAUAAAGUUUCUUAAGGGUGAUGAAAGAAAAAAUAAGAUUGCAAUACCUAAAAUAAUGAACAAGGCAAAACAAAUAAUGCCAAAAAAUGAUUGAAAUGGAAUAAAUGUAGAGUCACGUGUUUGUAUACUGAAAAAAAGUGAAAGGAAGAACGAGAUCGAGAAGGUAUAUAGACGCGAGGGACUCUCCAGAGGAGUAAGAAGGAUAAUUACACUAGGAUUUCGCAUAUGAUAGAGAAGAAUAAAGUAUUAAAGAUAGGAGGGGAAACGAGGACAAAAAGAAUUAACGGGGAGAGAAAACGAUAGAGAGGAGGUGGCGGUGAGUUGCAAGAGAAAGGGAGAGACAAAGUGUGAACGCAUAACAGAAGUUAAACGCAGUUAACGGGUUCAAAAGAACGGACGGAUUUACCUGUCCCCUCUUUCUUUCUUUUAUUCUCUCGUUAUCAUCUCGUUGUCAUUCAUACACAAUAUCCUCGACAUAUACUAUGACGUACACGCCUGUCAAUCCACUAUUCAUCACUAAA
Chelonus insularis is the source of this 4991-nucleotide messenger RNA. RefSeq lists its product as uncharacterized. Gene Ontology annotation, biological process: amino acid transmembrane transport. The record is from RefSeq and is a predicted model, not a curated record. Gene Ontology annotation, molecular function: L-amino acid transmembrane transporter activity. Lineage: Eukaryota; Metazoa; Arthropoda; Insecta; Hymenoptera; Braconidae. The transcript has 12 exons.